AUGGAGGCGGUAGCGUUGCUGGUGGUGGUCGUUCAGCUUCAGCCACACCUCUUCACAAUUAUACAUCUGAACGAGUCCGCGCCUGUUACUUCUACUCCACCAUCAAGCUCUUGCUCCGCUUAUAGAGGUGGUGGCACUGCUGGUGGUUGUCGUUCAACUUCUCUACCCCUCACCUGUGUCUUCACGAGUAUGGGUUGGCUAACUAAAAUUUUAAAAGGGUCCAGCUCCAGCCAUAGAAUCUCAGAAGGUCGAUAUCAUGACAUAUAUGAAAACGAAGAAAUUUGGGAGGAGCCUCCUUCUACAAAGGAUGCAUUGUCAGACUUUGAUCAGGAAGAAAUUAACAGAGCUAUUGCAUUUUCCCUUGUUAAAGAAGAUGAGAGAAGUGCACUUUCCCUUGUAGAAGAUGACAAAAAAAGUGCACGUUCAAGUGUACAUGAAGAAGAAGGCUCUGUUUCUGAACCUUCAGUAAUUUACUAG
Molecule: messenger RNA, 477 nt
Organism: Lactuca saligna
Lineage: Eukaryota; Viridiplantae; Streptophyta; Magnoliopsida; Asterales; Asteraceae
Source: the annotation of a GenBank genome assembly